Molecule: messenger RNA, 2292 nt
Organism: Vollenhovia emeryi
Lineage: Eukaryota; Metazoa; Arthropoda; Insecta; Hymenoptera; Formicidae
Exons: 4
Coding region: 1-2292 (763 amino acids)
Molecular function (GO): zinc ion binding; nucleic acid binding
Source: RefSeq, a predicted model, not a curated record
AUGGGGCGGACGAGAAGCCAAACCAGGGCGGACCGCGCACGACUGGAGAAGUCGAUGCUUAAGGAACUCCAGGAAGAGGCAAGGCGGUACCACGUAACAGCACCAAAGGACAGACGCGCCCUAACAGAAGCAAUUAUGGCGCAUUUAGAGAAGAACGCAGCAGGUACGGAAACAGGAGAGAGCUCCACGGCCGUGAAGACGAGAAAGGAAAUGGAGCAGACAGGAGACGAAGGAAGGAACACGAUCCAACAAGUAGCGGAGUCGGUAGCCGGAGUGAUGAGGCAACAGCAGGAGAUGCAGCGAUUUAUGCAACAGCAACAGAUAACACAGUUGCUACAGUUGCUGACUGCGCAAAACGCUGCAACAACAACGUCGACGGGAACCGAUGAUGCGGAAACGAACGGCCUACCGUCAGCGGAAGGAAACGAGACCGACAGAUCGCCACCGUCGAUGGGGUUGCAGACACAGAGGCAGAGAGGAGAAAACUUCUUUACUGGAAGCCAAGUGACGAGCCUGGCUUCACAAAUUCCGGAAUUCAGCGGAGGAGAAGAAGAGAACGUGAUGGCCUGGAUAAGAAGGGUCGAGAAAAUCCGGCAAGUGCACGGGGCGCCGGAGGGCGUCACGCUCCUGGCAGCAUCCAGCUGUUUAACGAAAGCGGCAAAACGGUGGUACGACACGCAGGAAAGCACAGUACUUGAUUCAUGGGAUGAGCUCAGGACGGAGUUGGCGAAGCUCUUCGACCGGAAGAUCCCCUUCUUCAAAAUGAUGCAAAAAAUAGAAGCCAGCAAAUGGAACGCAUACAAAGAACGCAUACAAACGUUUGACGAAUACGCAUUAGAAAAGUUGGCUCUAAUGCACAGAUUAGACCUACCAAUACAGGACUCCAUCCAGUUGCUGAUCAGCGGUAUCACACAAAGCAGCCUGAGGGCGACGGCGCUAUCAGUGACGUCGGAAUCGAUGGAUUCGUUUCUGGAGAAAAUGAGGCUCAUAUCACAAGGAGCUCUCGAUCCAGAGAAGAAGACAUCGACUCAACCGAAGCAGCAAGGAAAGAACGGCACUUGUAAGAAUUGUGGAAAGAAAGGACACAAUUUCAAAGAAUGCAAGGCGGAAAUUUCCUGCUUUUAUUGCAAAGAGAAAGGACACAGGUCAUAUGACUGCCCCUCGUUGAAGCAGCGAAACAACGGAAUGAAACCGAAGACCCAGGCAAAGGCGGCAUACACGGCGGCGAGCGUCACACAGCCAGAGGAGGACACCGAAGUGGUAGCCACCGUCGAGGACGCGAGGAACCUGGAAAUAAACGAGCCGUUAGUAAGAGUAACCAGCCUAAACGAGGAGACGGGAACAGAGGAUAAGCUAGAAACAGUUAUGGAAAAUACAAAAAUAGAUUUUGACCGUGAAGAUAAACGGAAACUUAGAGAUAUCGUUAGCGAAGUAAACGAGUUGGACAUACCUUUAGUAGAGGACGGUUAUAUGGCGGUAGUAAACUUGAAAGAUAGCUCGACUUAUGCUUACGCGCCGAGACGAUUCGCGCAUGCAGAGCGGCUGCAAAUACGCGAAAUCACCGACGAUUUGCUGAAACGGGGAAUAAUAAGUGAAAGCCGGUCCCCCUACUGCGCAAGGGUCGUCCCUAUCAGAAAGAAAGACGGAAGAAUGAGACUAUGUGUAGAUUUAAGACCCUUGAACAGUAGGGUGGAAAAACAGAAGUACCCGUUUCCGUUGAUCGAGGAUUGCCUAUCGAGGUUAAGUAGAAAAAAGGUAUUCACAUUGCUGGACCUCAGGGACGGAUUCCAUCAAAUCCGCGUACACCCAGAAUCAACAAAAUACUUCUCAUUUGCCACGCCCGACGGGCAAUACGAGUAUCUGAAACUACCAUUCGUAAAAGAAAACUUAGAGACGUUAAAAGAAGUAAUGAUAAUUUUGAAAAAAUAUAGAUUCGAAUUAAACUUUGGAAAAUGCCAGUUUUUAAGAAAAGAAGUAGAAUUCUUAGGAUACCUGAUAAGAGAAGAUGGAAUUACCCUGAGUCCAAAGCACACGGAAGCCUUUGCAAUAAAGGCGAAACCGCUACAAAAAUUGUUACGAAAAGACAGCGAAUUCUCUUUUGACGCGGCGUGUCAAAGGGCAUUCGCACAAUUAAAAGACGAGCUCACCUCGUCACCUAUUCUGCGCCUCUACGACCCAGCGGCGGAAACCGAGCUGCAUACCGAUGCAAGCAUAGACGGUCUAGCCGCGAUACUCCUGCAAAAACUGUUGCAUAUAUUUGGAUCGGGCGGGAUGGUUCGGGCGACGAAAUGA